CUAGAAUCCCUGUCGAACGUAUAUAGGUGGUGUAGAUUGUGUUUGUUUCAAAGAAACGGUAGAUCGUCGUCUUGCAGAGAGAUUUUCCAAAAUUCUAAUAAAAACCAUUAAAGUUGUAUAAAAUCCGACUCAGACUUGGAUUAAUUGUUAAACCAGUCUUUCAAAAUGGGGCUGGCUCAAAGUGCAUGCACCUACGUUUUGGAUAAUACGAGGAAUUACCGGAGGAAGCGAAGGCGUCAUUCAGGUGGAUGGCAAUUGAGUUAUACCGAAGAAGAUGAUAGUGACAGUGAUUCCAAAGUGUAUGCAAGCAAAAGGAUGCGCCUGAUGACCACAUCUCAGUACAUCUACAAAGCACUUUUUCAAGAAGGUAAAAACCAUGAUGUUACUCUUGUUAUAUUUGAAAAAGAAUGGAAUCUCCAUAAGAUCUAUCUCUGCCAGAGCCCAUAUUUUGCCAGCAUGUUUUCAGGAUCUUGGAAGGAAUCAGACCAGAGUGUCAUUCAAAUUGAAAUACUAGAUUCCAAUAUAAACUUUGACUCAUUGAAUACUGUAUUGGGUUCUCUUUAUCAAGACGAGCUCAUAAUUCAGCCCUCUGAAGUAGUUUCAAUAUUGGCUACAGCGGCACUUUUGCAGCUUGAUGCAAUUAUUUCAAAAUGCUGUGAAGUAAUGACUCAAACGGUGAAUAUAAAGACUGUUAUUAGAUACUAUGAAUCUUCGAAAAGUUAUGGCGUUUCCGCUGUUGAAAAGGCAUGCCUUGAAUGGUUUUUGGUGAACCUGCUAUGCUAUGUUCCUGAAACACCAGAUCGCUUACGCGAAAUCAGUAUUGAUCUAAUGGAGUUGUUGGUGACAUCCCAGAAUCUCUGUGUAGUCCAGACAGAAUUUUCUCUCUAUGUGUUACUUAAGUUCUGGCUAUAUCUUAAAUUCCACCCUAAUUGGGAAGGAUCUGCCCAAGACGGAAUUUCAUGUGCCCAUAACUAUUUCAAGGAGCAAGGUUCCGAAUCAGAUUUAGAGUUCCUUUUAAGGGACGUUGGAAGCCCUUACUUGAAAGCCUUCCGUGGACUUCGGCUUGCGUCUUUGAUUGGGCAUCCACAAGACGUUGACAUGAUACUGGGCGAUCGCAUUAUACCAGCAUCCCUCCUUCUCCCCGUCUUUCGCAUGCAGUGGUAUCGUAUGCUGCAAACGGACCAAGGAUACGAUAAAGGGCCUUGUAAUCUCACUGAGAUUGAAUUUAAUCAACAUAGUCUAAGAUGCGGACGAGUACUUGGUGCCAGUAGACACCAAAUGUGGCGAUGGACUGGAUUUCACUUUGGAUUGGAUUUGGUUUUGACGUAUGAACGUGGUUCUUUAAAACUGCGUAGAAAUCAUCGGACGGAAAAUGAAAUGGCGCUUAGUCAACAAACACGUCGAAAUUUAAUGUUUAGAUUGACGAUUUACGGGCUGGACGAACAAAGAAUGGUUCGGUAUACUCAAAGCACUGGUAUACAAUCGACGACUUUGGGGAAAAACGAAGAAAUAUGCCUUAUAACAUUGGAAAAGGAAGAACUUCCGCUUUUCUUAUCGGCUAAUUUUCUGGUAGCAACACCUUUAACGCCAGGCGCUUCAGAAACCGAAGAUAAACUUGGCCUCACUGUAUAAUGAAAAAAAAUUUGAAACGUGAUUUAUUUUUAAACGACUUUUCAUACAAUGUUU
Daphnia carinata is the source of this 1686-nucleotide messenger RNA. Its product is annotated as protein germ cell-less-like. Gene Ontology annotation, biological process: germ cell development. The record is from RefSeq and is a predicted model, not a curated record. The transcript has 13 exons. The coding region runs from base 166 to 1632 and encodes 488 amino acids. Lineage: Eukaryota; Metazoa; Arthropoda; Branchiopoda; Diplostraca; Daphniidae. Gene Ontology annotation, molecular function: protein binding.